Letharia columbiana is the source of this 534-nucleotide messenger RNA. RefSeq lists its product as uncharacterized. Lineage: Eukaryota; Fungi; Ascomycota; Lecanoromycetes; Lecanorales; Parmeliaceae. Bases 1 to 534 code for a protein of 177 amino acids. The transcript has 3 exons. Gene Ontology annotation, cellular component: cytoplasm; membrane. The record is from RefSeq and is a predicted model, not a curated record.
AUGGUCCCACCAAUCAUUAACGCGACCCUUCAAUCCACCGUCCUUACUCUCUGCUCACUCCUUAUUGCUCAGUAUUUCACGUCUUCGCCUCCGCCAAAUAUCCCAGCUCUUCUCCUCUACACCCUGCUCUCGACGCCUCCCAACUACCUUUGGCAGCAGUAUAUCGAAAAGAAAUUCCCCGGGUACACUCUCAAGAAAAUGAAUGUGGAUGACGGGGGCAAGGGUGUGGAGGUGGAGAAGAGGUUGAAUGUGCGGAACACGCUGAUCAAGCUUGGGCUCGAUCAAACGAUUUCGGCGGUGGUCAAUGUCGCGGCGUAUGUCGGAGGUAGUAGGGCAUUGAGGGGCGUGCCAUUAAAGGAAUGCUGGAUGGCGGUGAGGGAGCAAAUGUGGCCCGUCAUGAAAGCGGGCUAUAAGCUCUGGCCGGCCGUUAAUCUAGUGCAGCACUUGUUCAUACCCGUGGAGAGGAAGACGGUUGUUGGAAGCUUAGUAGGAAUGGGAUGGGGAGUGUAUCUGGCAUUAUUCGCUGCCCAAUAG